This is a messenger RNA of Cynocephalus volans (Philippine flying lemur), 924 nucleotides long. Its product is annotated as phospholipase A and acyltransferase 4-like. The record is from RefSeq and is a predicted model, not a curated record. Gene Ontology annotation, cellular component: cytoplasm. Gene Ontology annotation, molecular function: glycerophospholipid phospholipase A1 activity; A2-type glycerophospholipase activity. The coding region runs from base 1 to 783 and encodes 260 amino acids. Lineage: Eukaryota; Metazoa; Chordata; Mammalia; Dermoptera; Cynocephalidae. The transcript is spliced from 7 exons. Gene Ontology annotation, biological process: N-acylphosphatidylethanolamine metabolic process.
AUGAACAAAACAGGUGGUCGUCGUCUACCCGAGUGGUCAUACAAACAAGCCAGUCGCCACCUGAAAAUGCAGGAACUCACCACCGCCACAGCUGCCGCCAUCCCGCAGGUUGUUAUUGUCACUGUGUUGGUGGUAGCUGCUGUGUGUAUCCUGAGGAGGUGCGGUAAACGCUCACGUUCCCACUCUGGAGACCAUGAACAAAACAGGUGGUCGUCGUCUACCCGAGUGGUCAUACAAACAAGCCAGUCGCCACCUGAAAAUGCAGGAACUCACCACCGCCGCAGCUGCCGCUGUACUAUUCAAAGCUCACGCCAACAGCCCAAGCCUGGAGACCUGAUUGAGAUUUUUCACAAUGGCUAUGAGCACUGGGCCAUCUAUGUGGGAGAUGGCUACGUGGUCCACCUGGCACCUCUAAGUAAGUGCCCCAAGGCCGGCUCCACCAGCUUCUCCUCGAUUCCAAGCGACAGAGCAGUGGUGAAACAGGAGCGCCUGGAGGACGUGGUGGGGGGCUGUCGCUACCGGGUCAACAACGACUUGGACCACAACUAUAAGCCACUUCCUGUGAGCGAGAUCAUCAAAUCUGCAAAGGAGAAGGUUGGUCAGGAGGUCGAGUACAGUUUUGUGACAAAGAACUGUGAGCACUUUGUCACCGAUCUGAGAUACGGCAAGGAACGCUGCAGGCAGGUGGAAAGGGUUGCAAUUGGAGGACUUGCAACCACGGUAUUCGGAAUUCUGGGUGCCAUUGGACUCGCUGCUGUUAGUAGGAUACAGCAAAGCCAGUGACAGCCUGAAGCAGCCACAAAAUCCUGUUUUAGUAGCAGCUGUGGACACCCCAGAGGGGACAGGCCUCCCCGGCUCCUUGUCUUCCUGACCCUCGCUCUCUGUCUCAGGCUGUCUCUAGUCCUUCCCUCUCUCCCCAUCCCC